GCACGGCCACGGGGGAACCUGGCAUCCUCGCUCCUGAUGGUCGUCGCCUUGGCUGCGCGUCUCUCUGCCACCACCAGCGAAGUGAACUUGCUCGACACGUCAACAAUCCCAGGGGACUGGGGCUGGAUGACUUAUCCCUCACAUGGGUGGGAUUCCAUCAAUGAAAUGGAUGAGUUCUUCAGCCCCAUCCACACCUACCAGGUCUGCAACGUCAUGACCCCCAACCAGAACAACUGGCUACGGACCAACUGGGUUCAGCGUGACGGGGCACGCCGGGUCUACGCCGAGAUCAAGUUCACCCUGCGGGACUGUACCAGCAUGCCAGGCGUGCUGGGCACCUGCAAGGAGACCUUCAACCUCUACUACCUGGAAUCCGACCGCGACCUGGGCACCAGCACCCGGGAGAGCCAGUUCCUGAAGAUCGACACCAUCGCGGCCGACGAGAGCUUCAGCAGCGUGGACCUUGGCGUGAGGCGCCUGAAGCUGAACACGGAGGUGCGGGGCGUGGGGCCGCUGAGCAGGAGAGGCUUCUACCUGGCCUUCCAGGACAUCGGCGCCUGCAUCGCCAUCGUGUCCCUCAGGGUGUACUACAAGAAGUGCCCGGCCAUGGUGAGGAACUUGGCGUCCUUCUCCGAGGCCGUGACUGGGGCCGACUCGUCGUCCUUGGUGGAAGUGAGGGGAGAGUGUGUGGGUCACUCAGAGGAGAGGGACACCCCCAAGAUGUACUGCAGCGCCGAGGGAGAGUGGCUGGUGCCCAUCGGGAAGUGCGUGUGCAGCGCUGGCUACGAGGAGCAGCGCGAUUCCUGCAUGGCCUGCCAGCUGGGAUUUUACAAGUCAGCACCCGGGGACCAGCUGUGUGCCAAGUGCCCGUUGCACAGCCACUCGGAGAGCCGGGCUGCCCGCGUCUGCCGCUGCGACAGCAGCUUCUACCGGGCGCUGCAGGACCCUCCCUCGGCCGCCUGCACCCGCCCCCCCUCUGCUCCCGUCAACCUCAUCUCCAGCGUGAACGGCACCUCGGUGAGCCUGGAGUGGGGACCCCCCCUGGACAAGGGCGGCCGUGCCGACGUGGUGUACAACGUGCUGUGCCGGCGCUGCGCCGGGGCCACGGGGCCGUGCCAGGGCUGCGGCAGCGCCAUCCGCUUCGUGCCCCAGCAGAUGAGCCUGGUGCAGGGAGCGCUCACCGUCACCAACCUCCUGGCGCACACCAACUACUCCUUCUGGGUCGAGGCCGUCAACGGCGUCUCUGACCUCAGCCUGGAGUCCAGGAGAGCUGCCGUGGCCAACAUCACGACAAACCAGGCAGCCCCGUCCCAGGUGGUGGUGGUUCGCCAGGAGAGCACCGGCCAGAACAGCGUCACGCUGCUGUGGCAGGAGCCAGACCAGCCCAACGGCAUCAUCCUGGAGUAUGAGAUCAAGUACUACGAGAAGGACAAGGAAAUGCAGAGCUAUUCAACUCUGAAAUCCAAGGGAACCACUGCCACCAUCUCUGGGCUGAAGCCUGCAACCCGCUACAUCUUCCAGGUCCGGGCUCGCACGUCCGCUGGCUGCGGGAGGUUCAGCCAGACCGUGGAGGUGGAAACUGGGAAGCCAGUCUCCCUCCGGUACGACACGAUGACGAUUGUCUGGAUCAGCCUGACUCUCAUCACUGGCCUCGUUGCAUUGCUGGUGGUCCUAAUCUGCAAGAAGAGGCACUGUGGCUACAGCAAGGCUUUCCAGGACUCUGACGAGGAGAAGAUGCAUUAUCAGAAUGGGCAAGUGAAGUUCCCUGAGUCCAAGUUCUACGUGGACCCCCACACGUACGAGGAUCCCUGCCAGGCUGUGCACGAGUUCACCCGGGAAAUCGAGGCCUCUCGGAUCAGGAUUGAGAAGGUCAUCGGGUCUGGGGAGUCUGGAGAGGUGUGCUACGGCCGCCUGAAGCUGCCUGGGAAGAGGGAGAUUCCUGUGGCCAUCAAGGCACUGAAGUCUGGUUACACAGAGAAGCAGAGACGGGAUUUCCUGAGUGAAGCCAGCAUCAUGGCACAGUUUGACCACCCCAAUGUCAUCCACCUGGAGGGGGUGGUGACCAGGAGCAAAUUGGUAAUGAUUGUCACUGAGUACAUGGAGAAUGGCUCGCUAGACACCUUCCUCAGGAAGCACGAUGGGCAGUUCACCAUCAUCCAGCUGGUGGGCAUGCUGCGGGGCAUCGGCGCGGGGAUGCGCUACCUGGCUGACCUGGGCUACGUGCACAGGGACCUGGCAGCCAGGAACAUCCUGGUCAACAGCAACCUGGUGUGCAAAGUGUCUGACUUUGGCCUCUCACGCAUCCUGGAGGAUGACCCUGAUGCUGCAUACACCACCACGGGGGGGAAGAUCCCCAUCCGCUGGACGGCUCCAGAGGCCAUCGCCUACCGCAAGUUCUCCUCGGCCAGCGACGUCUGGAGCUACGGCAUCGUCAUGUGGGAGGUGCUGGCCUACGGCGAGCGGCCCUACUGGAACAUGACCAACAGGGAUGUCAUUAACUCGGUGGAGGAAGGUUACCGCCUGCCAGCCCCCAUGGGCUGCCCCACAGCCCUGCACCAGCUCAUGCUGGACUGCUGGCAGAAGGACCGAGGGGACAGGCCACGCUUCUCCCAGAUUGUGGGUGUCCUGGACAAGCUGAUCCGCAACCCCGACACCCUGAAGGGCACGGCCACCGUCAGCCGGUUCACCCAGACGCCGUUUGAGCGGAGCCCAGGCGGCUGCCUGACCGUGGAGGACUGGCUGGACUCCAUCUGCCUGGGGCACUACCGCGACAACUUCGCCAUGGCAGGGUACUCGUCCCUGGGCAUGGUGAUGCGCAUGAACAUCGAGGACGUUCGGAGCCUGGGCAUCACCAUGAUGGGCCACCAGAAGAAGAUCCUGAGCAGCAUCCAGGCCAUGAGAUCCCAGCUGCUGAACACAAAUGGCCCCAGGAGGCAUCUCUGA
Messenger RNA from Colius striatus (speckled mousebird), 2943 nucleotides. It is a transcript of the gene EPHA8, whose product is annotated as EPH receptor A8. The transcript has 17 exons. Gene Ontology annotation, cellular component: plasma membrane; neuron projection. NCBI's taxonomy places the organism in Eukaryota, Metazoa, Chordata, Aves, Coliiformes, Coliidae. Gene Ontology annotation, biological process: protein phosphorylation; cell surface receptor protein tyrosine kinase signaling pathway; axon guidance. Bases 37 to 2943 code for a protein of 968 amino acids. Gene Ontology annotation, molecular function: transmembrane-ephrin receptor activity; protein binding; ATP binding. The record is from RefSeq and is a predicted model, not a curated record.